Molecule: messenger RNA, 1497 nt
Organism: Neoarthrinium moseri
Lineage: Eukaryota; Fungi; Ascomycota; Sordariomycetes; Amphisphaeriales; Apiosporaceae
Exons: 5
Coding region: 1-1497 (498 amino acids)
Molecular function (GO): heme binding; oxidoreductase activity, acting on paired donors, with incorporation or reduction of molecular oxygen; monooxygenase activity
Source: RefSeq, a predicted model, not a curated record
AUGUUGAGUAUCGCUAGCAUCACGCCCCUGCAGGUGGUAGGAGCAGCUAUCGCCACAUCCGGCCUCUACCUCUUGGGAAGAUGUAUCUACAUACUUUACCUUCACCCUCUAGCCAAGUUCCCGGGCCCUAAGCUGGCUGCCCUCUCAGAUGCGUGGUGGGCAUGGAUGUUCACAAGCGGUCGCGGCGCCCAGAUCAUGCUGGAUGUGCACCGCAAGUACGGCGAUGUGGUGCGUAUUGCGCCCAAUGAGCUGUCCUUCUCCAGCGUGCAGUCGUACUUCGACAUCUACGGCCACGCGGGGAGCAAGAGCCGCGCCGAAGGGCGAUUUCUCAAGACCGAGUUCUACGAUCUAGGUGCGCCCCGCAUCAAUACGGUGCGGGACCCAGUGGUACAUGCGCGACAGCGGAAGGCGUUGUCGCACGCCUUCAGCGCGAAGGCACUCCGUGACCAGGAAGAUGUCGUGCAGCAAUACGUUGAUUUAUUUGUCAAACAGCUCACGCGGCUCGGCUCGGCUGGGAAGAAGGCCAUCGAGGCCACAGAGGCGUAUAAUUGGCUCACGUUCGACAUCAUUGGGGAUCUUGCCUUUGGCGAGUCGUUCAACGCGGUUGCCGACGCCAAAACGCACUUUUGGAUCGCACAGAUAUUUGAUGCUACACAGUACAUGCUGGUACAGCAAGUGAUAAAAAGAGUGCCCCUGCUCAAGUAUGUCGAGUCGUUCCUGGUACCGAAGGGCUCGGGGGAGAAGUUGCAGAUACACACGCAGCUCUCACACGACAAGGCGUUGAAGAGAAUGCAGCUGGGACCCGAUCUGCGGCCUGGUAAGGAGGAUUUCUUCGGCCACAUGAUCCGGAAGGGAACGAUUACGGAGACCGAGAUUGCGGCUCAGGCCAGAGUCCUCAUCCUGGCGGGCUCCGAGACGACAGCGACGGCGCUGAGCGCGAUAACCUAUUAUCUUCUGCGCAACCCAGCAUGCCUGGCCGAAGUACAAAAGGAGGUUCGCGGGAGGUUCAAGGCCAUGGAUGAGAUCACCGGCGACUCGGCAGCUGGCCUAAAGUAUGUGCACGGUGUGAUCGAAGAAGGGCUGAGACUGUCUCCGCCUGUCGGGAGCGGCUUGCCACGCCAUUCACCUGGUGCUGUCGUUGAUGGACACUAUGUCCCUGCCGGCGUUAUCGUGACGAACGGCAACUACGAAAUGGCCAGAGACCCUCGCUACUGGCACGACCCAGAGGCAUUCCGGCCCGAGAGGUGGAUUGGCGAAGGAUAUCACGACGAUAAGAGAGCCAGCCAGCCCUUCUCAACGGGCUCCCGAGGCUGCCUGGGCCUCAACUUGGCCUACCUCGAAUUGAGGAUAAUCGUGGCCAAGAUCGUGUUCGCGUUCGACUUUGAGCUCGAGUCGAAACACCUGGGUGACUGGAACGACGAGUGUAAGCUAUACGCGCUCUGGAGGAAGCCCAAGCUGUUUGUCAAGUUCCACCCGGUGGUAUCAACGGCCAACUAG